This is a messenger RNA of Microtus ochrogaster (prairie vole), 1621 nucleotides long. RefSeq names its product solute carrier family 35 member E3 (gene Slc35e3). The transcript has 4 exons. The record is from RefSeq and is a predicted model, not a curated record. NCBI's taxonomy places the organism in Eukaryota, Metazoa, Chordata, Mammalia, Rodentia, Cricetidae. Bases 163 to 1065 code for a protein of 300 amino acids.
CAGGAGCUGCGGCUGCCCGGGUCCUCCUGGCACACGCCUGUCUCCGGCCGGACAGUGAGGCGGGCGGCUGCUGCACGCGGCGGUGGAGGGCCUGGGCGCCCCGCGGGGAGGCUGGACAGCCCGGGCUUGGCCGAGGGUGCUGCUCCACCGCCGGCCGGCACCAUGGCAUCGCUGGCCGACCGGGUCCGGGGCAACGGGCGCAUCGCCGCCGGGCUCCUGUUCAACUUGCUGGUGUCCAUCUGCAUCGUGUUCCUCAACAAAUGGAUCUAUGUACACCACGGCUUCCCCAAUAUGAGCCUGACCCUGGUGCACUUCGUGGUCACCUGGCUGGGCUUAUACGUCUGCCAGAAACUGGACAUCUUUGCUCCCAAAAGUCUGCCUCUCUCCAAGCUCCUCCUCCUGGCCCUCAGCUUCUGUGGCUUUGUGGUCUUCACCAACCUUUCUCUGCAAAACAACACUAUAGGCACCUAUCAGCUGGCCAAGGCCAUGACCACGCCGGUGAUCAUAGCCAUCCAGACCUUCUGGUACCAAAAGAGCUUCUCCGUCAGAAUACAGCUCACGAUGAUCCCUAUAACUCUAGGUGUAAUCCUAAACUCUUACUACGACGUGAAGUUCCACGCCCUUGGCAUGGUGUUUGCUGCUCUUGGGGUGUUAGUCACGUCCCUUUAUCAAGUGUGGGUGGGCGCCAAGCAGCAUGAACUGCAGGUGAAUUCCAUGCAGCUGCUGUACUACCAGGCUCCCAUGUCUUCCGCCAUGCUGCUGGUGGCUGUGCCUUUCUUUGAGCCCGUGUUUGGAGAGGGAGGAAUAUUUGGUCCCUGGUCAGUUUCUGCUUUGCACCUGGCUGAUUGCUUCUUUGUCUCCUUAUCUGAACACCUCAGCUAUAACAUGUUCGGACACUUCAAGUUCUGCAUCACCCUGUGCGGAGGAUACGUUUUAUUUAAGGACCCGCUGUCGGUUAACCAGGGACUCGGCAUCUUAUGUACGCUGUUCGGCAUCCUCACCUAUACCCACCUUAAACUCAGCGAACAGGAAGGAAGUAAGAGUAAACUGGUCCAACGGCCCUGAGCUUUGGCGGAGAAAAGAAGGCUGUACCAAAAAGACGAGAAGUGUGUAACUCAGUGGAAAAGCAGCCGUGCAACGCUCCCCCAGUGACUUACAGGAGGAUUUUCUUCAAAAUGUGACGACUGGUAGUACUUUUCAUCGAUUUAAUUUUCUAAAACCAAAAUGGUUUGCGCUUCUCUUCAAAGACUUUCUGAAGCUGGAGCUGCCACUCAGCAGUACAGCGUUUGCCUCGCAUGCAGAAGACCCUGGGCUCAGACUCCGGCGCCUACAAAGAAUGACACAGACUGCGUGUAGGAUGGUCCAUUCUACCAACUGAAGUACAGGAAAGUUGGGUUCCUGUGCUGCAGACGUGCCCUGGCUCAUCUGUGCUUACAGAGGACUCCUGCCCGCUAACAUGGUUUUCCCACUGUGUGCAGCUCAGGAGGCUGAGCCCAGAGCCUUGUACUUGCCAGACAAACACCACCAUCGGAGACAUGGAGUCAGAAUUUAAAUUAAAAAGUGGUUUAUUUUCUUUAUCAUUUGGACAAUGAUAGUAGAUUUGAGGCAGGAUCUCAAAUGU